Messenger RNA from Sinocyclocheilus grahami, 1405 nucleotides. RefSeq lists its product as uncharacterized. The coding region runs from base 8 to 985 and encodes 325 amino acids. The transcript has 4 exons. The record is from RefSeq and is a predicted model, not a curated record. Lineage: Eukaryota; Metazoa; Chordata; Actinopteri; Cypriniformes; Cyprinidae.
CUGCAAGAUGAUGACUGCGAGUAGAGUAAGAAGAAAAAUGCCACCUGGGUUGGUGAAUAUCCGCGAGUGUGACAAGGAGAACUUGAAAUCCUGUGGGCUCCAGUUAAUUUCUCAUGUCAUGAAAGAAUUUAAAAAAGAGCAAAACAAACUAAGAGCUCAUGUGAAUGAGAUUCUCCACAGCAUCUUCUUUUUAGGGACCAUUCAUAAGGACAGUCUCACUCCCGAAGACAUUAUACCUGAAAAGAUUGCUGAGAUUAGACAGGAAUUUCCAGAACCAUUUAAGAAAUACAAGAGUCAUCUACCUAAGCGGACACCUUUCUCAAUACUGUUAGACAUAAUGCAGCUUACAUAUGACACAAAAGACAAAGUACUGAAGGAGCUUUGCAUUCUCAUGGACAAGCUGAAAUUCCCUUAUCCUCUGGACAGACCAGCAAACAAAAACCAGCGCUACUACACACUGGAGUCCACCGUCAUUUGCGUGUGCUCGAAUAGCCAACGCACAUCAGAUGAAUAUUUUGGUGCUUCUCUGGGUUGCAGGACAGGAGAGGCCAAAAGAAUUAUGAUAUAUUCAUCGUGUAUAAAUACAUGGCACGAGCAUGUGUCAUAUGCAGUAAUGUCAUUCAAACAUCAGCCAGAGGGUGACAGCUUGCAAUUUCAUGAGUCUCUGCGAUGCCAGGCAUACUUCAGGGAUUGGAAAGACAACACUUACAAGAAAAGACAGCCAUGCAUGAACUGUAAACGGCUUUUCAGUCUGUCAGCAGGUACAGAACAGGAAGAUUAUCCUUAUGGCAAUUGUGCAGAGACCGAGUGCUUGAGCAAACUCCUGUUCAAUGAUCAGUUCAUGCGAGAGAAUAUCAAAAUCAGUCAUUUUACUCCUGACAAAAUGAAAAUGUUAAAAGACUGUACCAGGGAACACUUGCGAAAACUGCUUGCUUCGAUACCUUCUCUCAGCAAUAUGAAUAACGAUGACCUUCCAUGUUUUUAACCCGCUCUCUUAAAUAUUAAGUCACCAGCUAGAGCAAAAAGGGUUUCACAGACUGAUUCCAUCUUUUCCACAAAUAACUUUUUAUUGUCUAGCUCUAAAGCCCUAUAUAACAACUCAAGUCCCACAUAGUGAAAAAGGUUUGUAUGUGGAUUUGUUGCUGAUCCUCUACCUACAAAAACUUUUUUUGGUCACACUUUACAAUAAGGUCUCAUUUGUUACCAUUAGUUAAACCAGUGCUCAAAGUGGGCCGGUGUUCCGGUGAAUUCAGUUCCCGUUUCCCCUUCGGCGCGCAUGUGUGAAAUCACGACCACAUCAGAAACACCCACUUUUGCUAUGCAGAGACCUCGUGUUGCCAGACGUACAAUAAUUAUCGUAUCUGUACGAUAAUUUUGACCUCUGUACGAUGUACAAUCAACAAUG